AUGGACGACAGGGAUAGACAAUCGCAUUCUGCUAGCUAUACACCAGGAAAUGUCCCCAUAACACCUCCAGGUCUGGAAGCAAUUUAUUCGGCAUGUCGUCGCUUGUAUCCCGAUCAACCAAACCCCUUACAAGUGACCGCACUGGUUAAAUACUGGCUAGGAGGUCCAGAUCCAUUGGAUUACAUCAGUAUGUAUGCAAACCCUGGAGACCCAGAUCGGAAUAUACCACCACACUGGCAUUACAUCAGUUUUGGGCUGUCAGACCUUCAUGGAGAUUGCAGAGUAUAUGAACUUGGUUGCGCUGAUGGCCCCAGUGGGUUUGGGUUUGAACUUACUUUUAGAUUAAAGAGAGAACCAGGAGAAGCAAACCCACCAACGUGGCCUGCGGCACUGAUGCAGGCUCUUGCCAGAUAUGUUUUUCAGUCAGAGAAUGUCUUGUGCAGUGGUGACCAUGUUUCAUGGCACACACCUCUUGAUGGCAGUGAAUCACGAAUACAACAUAUGUUGAUGACAGAGGACUCCCAGCUUCAACCAACGUCAUCUAUCCUCGGUGUAGUGAACUUUAUACAGAUUGUAGGUGUGUGUGAAGAGGAAUUAAAGGCAGCACAGCAUUGGAAUGGACCAGGAAUUAUUGAACUGCUGAGAUCUAAACCAUCAGCUGGAGGUCCAUGGUUAGUUACAGACAUGAGAAGAGGAGAGACAAUAUUUGAAUUAGACCCACAACUCAAGGAGAGAGUUGAACAGGGAAUAGAACAAGAAGGUUCUAAUCUCAGUGGAGUAAGUGCUUGGUGUUCUUGGGAUGAGCCGAGUGACAGUGAUGGCAGAAGCUCUGACAGUGACGAAGACAAAGAAAAUCAGAAGGACAGAGAAGAAGAUGAUAAGAGAUUACAAAAAAGAAGAGGAAGUACUGGAACUGGCAGAAGAACUAUUACAGAUUAUGAAUCUGAGCAGAUAAAAGCUACAUUAAAGAAAGGCUUGAGUAACACCCACCUCAAUGUUAAGGAUGAAUCUCAAACGCAAUCCAGAAAAGAAUCUUUUGAUAGUACAGUGAGUUCAGAUGGUCCUACAGAACUGAUAAGAACACGCACACUAGAGUCUGUACAUCUCAAGUUUAAUCUUGAAGCUGGCUCCUUACUUCCACUCGCAUUAAGGGGACGUUUAAAACAUGGCCGGCACUUCACAUUCAAAGGCAUUAUGAACGAUAUAGCAAUUACUCUAGUCUCAUCAUCUGUUGUUGGUUCUAUCACAGAUGAAGAACAUCCAUUUGCAGCACAUGGCACAUGGCUACAGGUCCUUGUUCAAAAUGAAGCCAUCGAUGACAUGAUUGAUGAUCUAGAAGAACUCUCCUGCCCUGAAGAGAUACUGUGUCCAAAGACUUACAGCUGGCCAGAAAAGAGGUUGUGCAUCACCAUCCUGCCAGAUGAGAGCUAG
This is a messenger RNA of Candidula unifasciata, 1431 nucleotides long. The record is from the annotation of a GenBank genome assembly. Lineage: Eukaryota; Metazoa; Mollusca; Gastropoda; Stylommatophora; Geomitridae.